Coffea eugenioides is the source of this 913-nucleotide messenger RNA. RefSeq names its product dolichol-phosphate mannose synthase subunit 2-like. Gene Ontology annotation, biological process: GPI anchor biosynthetic process. The transcript has 3 exons. Gene Ontology annotation, molecular function: enzyme regulator activity. Gene Ontology annotation, cellular component: endoplasmic reticulum membrane; dolichol-phosphate-mannose synthase complex. Lineage: Eukaryota; Viridiplantae; Streptophyta; Magnoliopsida; Gentianales; Rubiaceae. Bases 404 to 646 code for a protein of 80 amino acids. The record is from RefSeq and is a predicted model, not a curated record.
ACCCCUCUCUUUCUAUCUAACUCACCAUUUUUCCUCAGCCGCAGGUGCUCUGCUCUCCACCAUCGCUUCCACCUGCAACCCUUUCCCACCACCGUCUCCCCCCUGCCUUCCGUUUCUCUGGCCACUCCCUCCAUCCUUCGCCUCUCUCGCCACUCAGAAGUAAGCAUAUCUGCAUAACAAUUUGUUUCCUAUUAUUUUCACCUGGAACUGAUAGACUCUCAGAUGCUAUUUGUUGUCUUUCUGAUGAGGAUCAACUGUCAGCUGUAAACAAUUGAGUCUGGGUGGCAUGUGAUGAUAGCGUAGAGGAAGAUUUUUAAUGGACCUGACCGCUAAAAGGCAUUUGAUUCAUUAUUAAGAUUCAAAAGGUGAAAAACUAUAAAAGAACAGAAAAAGGAAGGAGUAGAUGGAUUUAGCAGACAAGGCCGUGGGGCUGCUGUUAUCGGUAAUCAGCUUGUCAGUUUUCACUUACUAUACAUUCUGGGUGAUCAUACUGCCGUUCGUUGAUACUGAUAAUUUUGUGCACAAGUACUUUUUGCCUCAAGAAUAUGCCAUUCUGAUUCCGGUGUUUGCUCUUGCGGCGCUGCUUUGCUUCCUCUGCAUGUUUGUUGGAUAUGUGAUGCUCAAAUCCAAAAAGAAGAAGGCAUAAUGCAAGAUCUAUAGUGUGUGCUGCAACUACCAUUUUUUUGUCACAUACAGAUAGUUUUAUUGCUGGGUUUCUCUUUUACUUGUAAAUGGAGGAUUUAGAUGAUUGCACUCAGUUCCUGUUAAUUUGGUGAAACCUGAAACUGGUAAUUGUCUUAGAAAAAAAGCUGACAAAUUGCAGAUAAAGAUUAUCUUCAGAUAUUGUUAGCCUGCUCUUGUAAGAGAGCAGUUGGUAUCAUUUUGUUUUGCAAGAUCUAGCAUUUAUCUUUUA